Molecule: messenger RNA, 518 nt
Organism: Hibiscus syriacus
Lineage: Eukaryota; Viridiplantae; Streptophyta; Magnoliopsida; Malvales; Malvaceae
Product: cullin-1-like
Exons: 2
Coding region: 42-518 (158 amino acids)
Biological process (GO): ubiquitin-dependent protein catabolic process; protein ubiquitination
Cellular component (GO): cullin-RING ubiquitin ligase complex
Molecular function (GO): ubiquitin protein ligase binding
Source: RefSeq, a predicted model, not a curated record
ACAAUGGACCGGGAGCGCAGCAUUAUCGAAUUCGAUCAAGGAUGGGCAGAUAUACAGAAAGGGAUCUCAAAGCUGAAGAGACUAUUGGAAGGGAAGGCAGAAACUCCAGUUUCCAUAAGAGAAUAUACGAUGAUUUACACGUAUCCUCCAAUUACUUAUUUUCAGUUGUAUUGAAUUUUGUUUGGCCACUUAAUUAUUCAUCAUCUUCCUUAAUUUGCAGUACAAUCUACAACAUGUGUAAUCAAAAGGAGCCUCAUGAUUAUUCUGAACAGCUUUAUAACAAGUACAAGGAGACACUAGAUGAAUAUAUCACUUCAACAGUAUUGCCACCUUUAAGAGAGAAGCAUGACGAGUUCAUGCUAAGGGAGCUUGCUCAAAGAUGGCUGAAUCAUAAAGUAAUGGUUAUGUGGCUAACACGGUUCUUCCAAUACCUCGAUCGCUACUUCAUUACCCGGAGAUCGCUGCCUGCACUUAAUGUAGUUGGGAUGACCUGUUUCCGCGAUCUGGUUGGUUAUUGA